Diaporthe batatas is the source of this 2609-nucleotide messenger RNA. RefSeq lists its product as uncharacterized. Lineage: Eukaryota; Fungi; Ascomycota; Sordariomycetes; Diaporthales; Diaporthaceae. The coding region runs from base 621 to 2609 and encodes 662 amino acids. Gene Ontology annotation, molecular function: oxidoreductase activity. The record is from RefSeq and is a predicted model, not a curated record. The transcript has 2 exons.
GUCGAAUGGGCCCGAUUCCAGCCCCGCGGGGCCCGGACCGGCCACGGUGGGUCCGAUCGGAGUGCCGGCAUCGGCCGCACCGGAGCAGGCCUGGCUUGAGUGGCCGACGCCUGUGGCUUCGACAUCAACCGACCAUGCCAUACAUUGCAGCUUCUUGCUUCCUCUUAAAACAUCGACCACCCGAGCUACAUAUGCAUCACGCUUCCAUUUGCAGUAGCAUAACUUGAGGUGGCUGGCUAUAUGUGUUGCCAAUAGGACCCCUCGGCCACUAAUAAACCAACUACCCCUAACCGUCAUAAAACCGACGGGCUUGAUGGCGUGCGGAGAAUUGCCCAACCGGGCCGAGAAACAAAGGCCGCGCCUUGCCACUUCACGCCCUUCUGAUUUGUCACGGGUAGACAUCUUCGGGCUUCGAAUCAAGUCGGGAUUUGGUGGCGUGGGUGGAAGUGGAAUGAAUUGACAAAUAAAUGUAUAGCGCUUUCUGGAGACUCAGGCACCCAUAAGGUGCCCUUUGUGCCCUUCUAAACUACGCAGAAAAGCAGCGGUCCCUGUGGAGAGUCCAAUAAUCCCAGCUUCUAACUUCCUGGAUAUUGUAUCAUACUGUACAACAGAGCACCCACAUGGCCCUCCACCACUCACGGCCGACCUGGCACGCCGGCGAGCUCGCAGUACACAAGCUCGUCCGCGUCCCGACCCGCGAGAACCCGACGGCAGCAGGCCUCCCCGCGAGCUACGGCUACCGGGUCCAGGCCUCCCCGCUCGUGGCCCUCGGCGCCCUGGACGACGAGGGCCGGCCAUGGACCACCGUCUGGGGCGGGGAGCCCGGGUUCGCGCGGCCCAUCGGCCACGACCUGCUCACGGCGGCCAGCCUCGUCGAUGCCGACCACGACCCCGUCGUCUCGGCGCUGUUCGGCGGCGGUGGGGGAGAGACCAGGACCAGGACCGACAGGAGGUACGAGAUGGGCCCGGCCGACUUCGCGUCCGGCGGCGGCAGGGUCGUCUCCGGGCUGAGCAUCGACCUCGAGACGCGCGACAGGGUGAAGCUCGGCGGGAGGCUGGUCGAGGGCGGCGUGGCGAGGGGCGGCGAGGGCGGGGACGGGGACGGACCCGCGCGCGCCGAGGUGGUCGUCCUCGUCGAGGAGGGCCUGGGGAACUGCCCCAAGUACCUCAACAGGCGGGCCGUCCGCGCCGCGGUGCCGGAGCCCCGGCUGUUGUCGGGCGCCCUGCCGCUCCCGGCCGAGGCGGUCGCGCUGCUCGGCCGGGCGGACCUGUUCUUCCUGUCGACGGCGGCGGCCGACGGGCGGACCAUGGACACGAACCACCGCGGCGGGCCCCCGGGGUUCGUGCGCGUCAUGCGGAACAGCGAUGCCGAUGGUGUCGACCUCGUGUACCCGGAGUACUCGGGCAACCGGCUGUACCAGUCCCUGGGGAACAUGCACUCCCGGCCGCUCGUGGGCGUGUGCGUCCCGGACUUCGACUCGGGCGACGUGCUGUACCUCACGGGCGAGACGCAGAUCCUCGUCGGCGCCGACAGCAGCAGGGUCCUGCCGCACACCAAGCUCGCCGUCAGGAUCCGCGUCACGGCGGCGAGGUACGUGGCCGGGGGCCUCCCCUUCCGCGGCGGCGGCGGCGGCGGCGGCGCGACCGACUAUAGCCCGUACAACCCGCCGGUGCGUCGCCUCGCGGCCGAGAUGGACGACGAGGGGGGCCCACCGCCGGCCGAUGACAACACCAGGCCAUCCGCGACGGCCACGCUCGUCGGCAGGGAGAUCAUCACGCCGACGGUGGCGCGCUUCACCUUCCGCCUCGGGACGGCGCCGGGGGCCAAGAAGCUCGCCCGGUGGGAGGCGGGGCAGCACGUCACCCUCGACUUCGCGCCCGAGCUGGAUAUCGGCUGGUCGCACAUGCGCGACGACGACCCGGCCAGCCUGAACGACGACUUUGUCCGCACCUUUACCGUCUCCAACGCCCCGCCCCCAGCAGGAGCGCAGCCCGGCGAGGGCGACGGCGGGGACGGUGGCACGCCGCCCGUGAUCACAGACGGCACGGAGCUGCAGAUCACGGCGCGGAGGCACGGCCCCGCCACGGGGCUGCUGUGGCGGCAGAACCUGCGCGCCCCGCUGGAGCUGCCGGUGCUGGGCUUUGGCGGGUCCGAGGCGUUCCGCGCGGCGGCCGCCGGGGGGGAGAAGGAGGUUGUGUUCGUCGCGGGCGGCGUGGGCAUCACGCCCAUCCUGGCGCAGGCCCCGGGGCUGCUUGCCGCCGCAGGAGGAGGAGGAGGGCAGACGGGCUUCUCCCUGCUGUGGGGCCUGCGCGCGGCCGACCUGCCCCUCGCGGUCGACUCUUUUACGCGGUGCGAGGGCCUUGCGGCGCGGAGCCGGGUGUUUGUCAGCGGCGGGGACGCCCCCGUGGCCGGCGGGGACAUCUCGCGGCUUGAGGGUCUCGGGGCUGUGGUCACGGCGGGCAGGCUGACGCGGGAUGGCGUGCUGCUCCGGCGUGGAGGGGAUCAGCGCCCCAGGAAGUAUUAUUGCUGCGCGGGGCCUGGGCUGAUCAAGGAGCUCCUGGGCUGGCUCGACGGUGAGGAGGUGGUAUAUGAGAGCUUUGAAUACUGA